Molecule: messenger RNA, 1809 nt
Organism: Oryza sativa Japonica Group (Japanese rice)
Lineage: Eukaryota; Viridiplantae; Streptophyta; Magnoliopsida; Poales; Poaceae
Product: protein MANNAN SYNTHESIS-RELATED 1
Source: RefSeq, a predicted model, not a curated record
GCGCCGCGCGGGUGACGCAGUGUACGCGAAGCCCAUUUAUCGCUAGCUAGCUAGCGGCAAAGCCGGCACUGACCUCGUGCUUGUCCUCUGGGUCUCUGUCCCCCUCAUCUCUCUCCUCCUCACUCUCCUCGGCUGCUCUCCUCCUCUGUCGGUGGUGCACUGCUUGCUCGAUCCUCUGCAAUGGCGGUCGACCCGCGCCAGGUGGUGGCCGGGUUCCUGACCCUGUCCAUGUUCGUCAUGCUCGGCAACAUGAUCAAGCACGACCACUUCACCCCCGUCGGCGCCGGCCAGGAGGAGUUGGGCUUGGAGGCAACAGGCAUAGAAUCAAACGAAAUUAAAAUUGCAGAUACUACUGAAAUGACUAAGGUCAACAAGGCUGGAGUGGAUCUCCCAAAGGAGACUGCUGAGGAGAUUAGACCCUGCUGGUCUAAACCAAGAUCAAAUGUUCAGGAGUCUAAGGGUUUUGUUACAUUCUCAUUGACUAUGGGCCCUGAAUACCACAUCUCACAGAUUACUGAUGCUGUGGUUAUCGCAAGAUAUUUAGGUGCAACACUUGUGCUUCCAGAAAUUAGAGGAAAUGAGUUAGGAAAGAGGCGGAAAUUCGAAGACAUGUAUGAUGUGGAUAAAUUCAUGACGAGCUUGGAUGGAGUUGUCAAAGUAGUACAUUCACUUCCUAAUGCAGUGUCUUCUAAGAAGCCAGCAGUAGUUAGAGUACCAAACCGGGUGACUGAAGAGUUCAUCACGGGAACCAUUGAGCCGAUCUUCCAAAGAAAUAACUACUUACGACUUGCGACUAUUUUCUCUUCAGUAAGUUUGAAACAGAAGGAGUCGGGUAACAAGGACUUGGAUUCGACUGCCUGCCUUGCAAUGUUCAGUGGCCUUCAGUUGAAACCUGAAUUUUCAGCAGUAGCCAAGCAUAUGUUGGACAAGCUUAAAGAAAUAAGCGAGAAAUCCGAUGGGAUGGUUAUAGCUAUUGAUUUACAGACCGAAUUGCUAGAAAAGAAGAUCUGUAAGACGAAUGGAGGUGCAAGAAGAAGAGGCUGUUAUUACCCUCAGGAAGUUGUGCACUUCCUGAAGAAGGUUGGCUUCUCUGCUGAUACAACCAUCUACUUGACGGAGACAUGGUGGCACAAAAGCCUGGAUACUCUGAAGGAGGCAUUUCCAAACACUUAUACCAAGGAUGAUAUAAUGCCGGCCGCUAACAAAGGCGAGUUCCUGAAAUCCGGGGAUUCAUACCUUGCAAGAGCACUGGACCUCAAAAUCUGCUCGGAGAGCGACGUGUUCGUCCCUGCCAUCCCCGGCCUGUUCUACGGACAUGUCGCCGGUAAGAGGAUCGCUGCAGGCCUGACAAACAUCAUAGUUCCUGCUCCAGUGUCCAGCAGUUCAGCUCUGGCUUCAGAGUUCGUCUCCACAUACGUGUCCAAGAAGAGCCAUCUUGCCUACUCAUGUUACUGCUAGUACUGUUCUUAUAUCAUCAGCAUCAGCAUCAGCAUCAAUAAGUUCAACUGAAGUGAGUUGCUUGGCCAAGCUUUGGGUACAUAUGUAAGUCCUUUUGUUGUAUACUAGUUCAUGAUGUUGUGAGGAACAGUAUCAUUUAUGUGUUACUUAAUUGUUGUUGAUAACAAAAGGAGAGAAGCACAGAAUUAGUGUGCUGAAAAAAAAAGGACACUAGAUUAGGCAUGUGGAAAGAGUGUGUGCUUCAUGUACUACCAAGUUAUGGUUCAUCAGCUGGAAAUUACUCCAAAAUACUGCUUCCAUAGAAGAUGUGAUGUGUGAAAUUCUCUUAACUUUAUAUGCUUAUUUCAGCAA